AUGAAGUACAUCCACUCAGAAGAGCUUCUGGAAGUCCCAGAGGGAGUCAAGGUCCACAUCAAGGCGAGACAUGUGACCGUUGAGGGCCCCAGAGGAAAGCUUACCAAGAACCUGAGCCACAUCGCGGUCAGCUUCUCGCAGGUCAAGCCGGGCACCAUCAAGAUUGAGAUCCACCACGGCGCGCGGAAGAACGUCGCCGCUCUGCGGACGGUCCGGACGCUGAUCAACAACCUGAUCAUCGGCGUGACCAAGGGCUUCAAGUACAAGAUGCGCUACGUGUAUGCGCAUUUCCCCAUCAACGUCAACCUGGACAAGAACAGCGAGACCGGCCUGUUUGAGGUUGAGAUCCGGAACUUUAUCGGCGAGAAGAUUGUGCGGAGAGUGGUGAUGCAGAGCGGCGUCGAGGCCAGCGUCUCGUCUAACCAGAAGGACGAGCUGGUCCUGUCGGGCAACUCGCUCGAGGCUGUGUCCCAGAGCGCGGCAGACAUCCAGCAGAUCUGCAAGGUCCGGAACAAGGAUAUCCGGAAGUUCUUGGACGGCCUGUACGUCUCUGAGAAGGGCAACAUCGUGGAGGAGUAG
Grosmannia clavigera kw1407 is the source of this 579-nucleotide messenger RNA. RefSeq names its product 60S ribosomal protein. Gene Ontology annotation, molecular function: rRNA binding; structural constituent of ribosome. The transcript has 4 exons. NCBI's taxonomy places the organism in Eukaryota, Fungi, Ascomycota, Sordariomycetes, Ophiostomatales, Ophiostomataceae. Gene Ontology annotation, biological process: cytoplasmic translation. The record is from RefSeq and is a predicted model, not a curated record. Gene Ontology annotation, cellular component: ribosome; cytosolic large ribosomal subunit. The coding region runs from base 1 to 579 and encodes 192 amino acids.